This is a messenger RNA of Tarenaya hassleriana, 1696 nucleotides long. RefSeq names its product temperature-sensitive sn-2 acyl-lipid omega-3 desaturase (ferredoxin), chloroplastic-like. The record is from RefSeq and is a predicted model, not a curated record. The coding region runs from base 146 to 1489 and encodes 447 amino acids. The transcript is spliced from 9 exons. NCBI's taxonomy places the organism in Eukaryota, Viridiplantae, Streptophyta, Magnoliopsida, Brassicales, Cleomaceae. Gene Ontology annotation, biological process: lipid metabolic process. Gene Ontology annotation, molecular function: oxidoreductase activity, acting on paired donors, with oxidation of a pair of donors resulting in the reduction of molecular oxygen to two molecules of water.
UCUCCUCUCUCUCUCUCUUUCGCAAGCUCUGUUUCUAAGGGAGAAGUGAGAGGCGGAGAAAGACUGAAACUUUUUUGUUUGGGUUUAAAAGAAAUAAAGACUGAAACUUUGUCUUGGAUUCAUCCUCAGCUUCUUCCGGUGUCCAAUGGCGAGCUGGGUAUUGUCUGAAUGUGGCAUCAGACCCCUUCCCAGAAUCUACACCACCACACCCAGAAACGGUUUCACCUCAAACAACAUACCCACUUUCAAAUUCAGACCACAACCUCUCCACCAUUCGAGCAAUUCAGUUCUAUCGUCUUGUCUGAAAUCCCCAAAUGGGUUUUUGAAAACGAGGAACUGGGCACUGAAUGUGAGUGCACCUUUGACAGUUCCUUCCCCAUCGGAGGAACAAGAUACGAACACACAGAGAUUGGUGGAAGGUGAUGGGUUUGAUCCAGGAACUGCUCCGCCGUUCAAUUUGGCGGACAUAAGAGCAGCAAUUCCGAAGCAUUGUUGGGUUAAGAAUCCAUGGAAGUCGAUGAGUUAUGUCGUGAGAGAUGUUCUUGUCGUCUUCGGAUUGGCCGCUGCUGCUGCUUACCUUAACAAUUGGCUUGUGUGGCCUCUUUAUUGGUUUGCUCAAGGAACCAUGUUCUGGGCUCUCUUUGUUCUUGGCCAUGACUGCGGACAUGGUAGCUUCUCAAAUGAUCCUAAGCUUAACAGUGUAGUGGGUCAUCUCCUUCAUUCCUCAAUUCUGGUUCCUUACCAUGGCUGGAGAAUCAGUCACAGAACUCAUCACCAGAACCAUGGCCAUGUCGAGAAUGACGAGUCUUGGCAUCCUUUGCCUGAGAAUAUAUACAAGAAUCUGGACAAAGCGACCAGGAUCUUGAGGUUUACACUGCCUUUCCCCAUGCUCGCUUACCCUUUCUACUUGUGGAGCCGCAGUCCCGGGAAAAAAGGUUCUCAUUUCCACCCGGACAGCGACUUGUUCCUCCCAAAAGAGAGGAAAGAUAUCAUAACAUCUACCGUCUGUUGGACUGCAAUGGCUGCUCUGCUUGUGUAUCUCAACUUUGUGAUGGGUCCAGUCCAAAUGCUCAAACUCUACGGCAUUCAUUACUGGAUAUUUGUGAUGUGGUUGGAUUUCGUGACUUACCUGCACCACCAUGGCCAUGAGGAGAAGCUCCCUUGGUACCGCGGUGAGGAAUGGAGUUAUCUAAGAGGAGGGCUCACAACGCUUGAUCGCGACUAUGGAUGGAUCAACAAUAUCCACCAUGAUAUUGGAACUCAUGUGAUACAUCAUCUUUUCCCGCAGAUCCCACAUUAUCAUCUAAUAGAAGCGACCGAAGCAGCUAAACCAGUACUAGGGAAGUAUUACAACGAGCCGAAAAAGUCUGCACCUUUGCCGUUUCACUUGUUGGGAAGCCUCGUAAGAAGCCUGAGACAGGAUCAUUUUGUCAGUGACACAGGAGAUGUUGUAUACUAUCAGACAGAUCCAAAACUCAGAGGAGAAUAAAUAAGAGCCUGACAACAUAAUGAAGCCAAGCAGAAAGAAAUAUAAGACUCAUCAGAGAAUGAAUAUCAUAUAUUCUGACCUUGAUCGGAUUUUCCCGCUGUCAUCCAUUCAGGGGGUCAAUUCAUGGCACCCCCAUCUCCACUGUUAGAACAUCGAUAUUCAGAUUUUUAUUCAAGUAAAAAAAAUCAAUACAGUGCAUUUUAUUCA